Cucurbita maxima (winter squash) is the source of this 1309-nucleotide messenger RNA. Its product is annotated as serine/threonine-protein phosphatase PP1-like. The transcript has 3 exons. The coding region runs from base 228 to 1112 and encodes 294 amino acids. Gene Ontology annotation, cellular component: nucleus; cytoplasm. Gene Ontology annotation, molecular function: protein serine/threonine phosphatase activity. The record is from RefSeq and is a predicted model, not a curated record. NCBI's taxonomy places the organism in Eukaryota, Viridiplantae, Streptophyta, Magnoliopsida, Cucurbitales, Cucurbitaceae.
CCCUCCCGUCUAGUUAUGUGAAUUGCGGUGUAAAGGGCGAUAGGACCCCUAAUAUUCCGGGAAGGGAGGUUAGUGAUCGUUGGUUAACAAACGCCACGGCUUUAAUUCUUUUCUUAUUCUAUGAUCAUGAUUAACACCCAAAACGGAAACUGGCCGGAAUCCACCCUGCACCUGCUUGCUCUGUAACGAAGCCAUUGUCGAGUGGAAGAAGAGACGCGGCGGCGGAAAUGGAAGGACUGGAAGGCCUCAUAGACAGGCUAAUGGAAGGAAGGAAGAACAAAGGCAAGAAGAUUCAGCUAAUCGAACCAGAAAUCCGGCAGCUCUGCACCACCGUCAAGCAAGUCUUCCUCAGCCAGCCCAACCUCUUACAAUUGGGAGCUCCGAUCAACGUUUGUGGUGAUAUCCAUGGGCAAUACCCGGAUCUUCUCCGGCUGUUUGAGAUGGGCGGGUUUCCACCGGAGGCCAGCUACCUGUUCCUCGGAGACUAUGUGGACAGAGGAAAACAGAGCAUCGAAACCAUAACCCUUCUCUUCGCGUACAAAAUCAAAUUCCCGGACAAAUUUUUCCUGCUCCGAGGCAACCACGAAUGCGCUUCGAUCAACCGGAUCUACGGAUUUUACGACGAGUGCAAACGGAGAUUCAGCGUCCGGCUAUGGAAAAUCUUCACAGAUUGCUUCAAUUGCCUGCCGGUAGCGGCGGUGAUAGACGACAAGAUCCUCUGUAUGCACGGCGGACUUUCCCCGGAAAUGCAGAGCUUAGAGGAGGUGGGAGAUAUAGAGAGACCUAUCGACGUGCCGGACCAGGGGCUUCUCUGCGAUCUUCUAUGGGCGGAUCCCGACAGAGAAAUCAGAGGUUGGGGCGAGAAUGACCGGGGAGUUUCCUUCACGUUCGGCGCCGAUAAGGUCACCGAUUUCUUGAAGAAACACGAUCUCGACCUAAUUUGCCGCGCUCAUCAGGUGGUUGAGGAUGGGUAUGAGUUUUUUGCAGACAGGCAAUUGGUAACGAUAUUUUCGGCGCCGAAUUAUUGCGGAGAGUUCGAUAACGCCGGAGCUUUCAUGACCGUCGACUCCAGCUUGCUAUGCUCGUUUCAAAUCAUCAAGCCCUCCAAAUAAUGAACCCGAACCAGUAGUAGUUCAUGAGUUUUUUCUCUUUUUUCCUUCCGAAAACAGCCCAAUUACUCGAUUUGAUCCGAUCCGAUCCAAAUCCAAUCCCGGGAUUUGUAUAUAGCCACGGACUUCGACUCUGGGAUGUAUAUACAUGGAACCUUGCAAUUAAUAAAACUAGAACACAGACAGUCAGAUUAAUUAAA